Molecule: messenger RNA, 1777 nt
Organism: Rhinopithecus roxellana (golden snub-nosed monkey)
Lineage: Eukaryota; Metazoa; Chordata; Mammalia; Primates; Cercopithecidae
Gene: TTC5
Product: tetratricopeptide repeat domain 5
Exons: 10
Coding region: 103-1425 (440 amino acids)
Molecular function (GO): protein binding
Source: RefSeq, a predicted model, not a curated record
UGGGCAGAAAAGCCUCCAGAACGCCAGAUGUCGCUGUGGUUCCGCGAUGAGCGAGGGCGUGCGUCUCUGUGGUUAUAAAGUUGGGGGUGGAGUGGCCGGGAGAUGAUGGCUGAUGAGGAGGAAGAAGUCAAGCCGAUCUUGCAGAAAUUGCAGGAACUAGUGGAUCAGCUCUAUUCAUUUCGAGACUGCUAUUUUGAGACACAUAGUGUUGAGGAUGCUGGGAGGAAGCAACAGGAUGUGCGGAAGGAGAUGGAGAAGACCUUACAGCAGAUGGAAGAAGUAGUGGGUUCUGUCCAGGGCAAGGCGCAAGUUCUGAUGCUAACUGGGAAAGCACUAAAUGUGACUCCUGACUAUAGCCCUAAGGCUGAGGAGCUUCUGUCAAAGGCUGUGAAGCUGGAGCCCAAGCUGGUGGAAGCCUGGAACCAGCUGGGUGAGGUGUACUGGAAAAAAGGGGAUGUUGCAGCUGCCCACACCUGCUUCUCAGGAGCCCUUACCCAUUGCAGGAACAAAGUCUCUUUGCAAAACCUGUCAAUGGUGCUUCGCCAGCUGCGGACUGGCACUGAAGAUGAACAUUCUCACCAUGUCAUGGACAGUGUCCGACAGGCUAAGUUGGCUGUUCAGAUGGAUGUCCAUGAUGGCCGCUCCUGGUAUAUCCUUGGGAAUUCAUAUCUUUCCCUUUACUUCUCUACUGGCCAGAACCCUAAGAUCUCCCAGCAAGCCCUCAGUGCCUAUGCCCAAGCAGAGAAGGUUGACAGAAAAGCUUCUAGCAAUCCUGACCUUCAUUUGAACAGGGCGACGUUGCAUAAAUACGAAGAGAGUUAUGGGGAGGCCCUGGAGGGCUUCUCUCGGGCUGCCGCCCUGGACCCUGCCUGGCUAGAGCCCCGGCAACGAGAGCAACAACUUCUGGAAUUCCUGGAUAGAUUAACCAGCCUCCUUGAGAGUAAGGGAAAGGUGAAGACCAAAAAGCUGCAGAGCAUGCUGGGAAGCUUGCGCCCAGCCCAUCUAGGCCCUUGCGGUGAUGGGCACUACCAGUCAGCCUCUGGGCAGAAAGUGACCCUGGAGCUCAAGCCACUGAGUAUGCUUCAGCCUGGGGUGAACAGCGGUGCCGUCAUCCUGGGAAAGGUGGUGUUUAGCCUUACCACAGAGGAGAAAGUCCCCUUUACAUUUGGCCUGGUAGAUUCAGAUGGACCUUGCUAUGCAGUGAUGGUGUACAAUAUAGUGCAGAGCUGGGGAGUGCUCAUUGGAGACUCUGUAGCCAUCCCUGAGCCUAACCUGCGUCUUCACCGAAUUCAGCACAAAGGAAAGGACUAUUCCUUUUCCAGUGUUCGAGUGGAGACGCCCCUCCUGCUAGUGGUGAAUGGGAAGCCUCAGGGAUCCAGCAGCCAGGCUGUUGCUACAGUGGCAUCGCGACCACAGUGUGAAUGACCUUCUUUGACUUGUGUGCUCAACAGGGACUGGAGGAGAGGGGACAAGGCCCUGUGCAGUUGGUCCAGCCACAUCCAGUGAUUCAGCAGGAAUGGGAGGAAUGUUUUAAAUGAACUUUCCUUUUCCCUGCUUGUAUUACACUUCGUAUCUCUUCUCUCUCCUCUGUCCUCAUCAUGUUCCAGUUCUCUCCAGGGCCACAUACUCUUCUGGCUUAUCUCUCCUGUCUCUUCCACUGCUCUCUCUGUUUUUUUUUUUUUUUUUGAGGCGGAGUCUUGCUCUGUCGCCCAGGCUGGAGUGCAGUGGCCGGAUCUCAGCUCACUGCAAGCUCCGCCUCCCGGGUUCCCGCCAUUCU